UAAUCACGCAUCAGGGAGGCCCCAUCUUCCUAGUUACGAGUGGUUCCCUUUGCAUGUAUUCUGCCGGAAGUAAUCCGUGGACUGUAAAUAUCCUACACAUCCUAAAGCAAGAGGGAUAAUGAAGCUCACCAAAACCAUGACUUGACCUGAUUUGGACUGAAGCCCGAACGUCCCCAAUUAUUCUCUUAUAGGACUUCGCAUUAGGCAGACUAUUGCCAAUGAAGUGCUUCAGAAUGCACACUGCCUCAAUCAGAAUCACAAGGGACGGUUUUACAGUCGUACCCAGGAUCCACUAUCCUUUGAGAAGAGGGGUAUAAGAAGGCAGCUUCUUCCCAGGAAUCAUUCUUCGCCCUUAAACCUUUUUUCCCAUUAGAAUAUUCUACCCCCGAUGUCUUCCCUAAGCAUGACACCAGCCAAACAGCUUCCAGUUCCCGACAGCCAACCAAACAUUGAGUCUGGAUGGCCCUCAGCUCCGGAUUUUUCGAAUGACUCAAAUUUCUGGGACCUUGAAUCUUUUUUUGUGCCCAAAUCGAGCUUCGAGGACCUGGGCCCAGAAAUUCAGUCCGCAGGAGGAAUGCAAGAAUGCCUUCAAGCAUGGAGUUCUGUUUUUGAUAGUGAUGAUACUGUCUCGAUUACUACACUUGGUUCCACUCCGGCGAAACCUUUGGAUAUUUCGGCCCCAAAAGACCAGGAAAAUCAUACAAACGCCGGUGUAGAAUCUUCGAUAGCUACAGUGCCGACCCUAGAGGUAUGAUCUUCUAACAAACAUUGAUCCUUGAUACUAACUGUAUUUCAGGAGUGUAUUCAUUCGCCUGCUACCCUCUCGACAACAAAAACUCAAUCCAAACCCACCCUACAGCAGACGGUGAUUGAUCUUACUAGAGCAGACAGCGAUCACGUGUAUGCUACACCUCCUGAUACGCCGAAAUCUGGGCUCUUAUCCUCUUUAAGCAUAGGUAAGUGUCUGUUUAUAUCUCAUCUUAGCUAGACUAACAUCUGAUAACAGAUUCUGAUUCACCAAUCAGCUCCGAGAAGAACUCACGCCCUGCAUCUAAUGGGACCUCCAACACCAAGAAGAGGAAGUGCUCUACAGGUUUUGACAACUCAAGCAAACGUCGGCAACCUCCGCGAAAGACCACGGUAAAACAGCACCUAGCCAAUGAAAUACAUCACAGCAGUCAGUGGUUAGCAGGGAUGGAAAAGAGCAUUGAUGACUGUGAAGCAGACUUGGUUUCCAUCGAGGAAAAGAAGGCGAGGUUUCUCGCAGAGAUUGAAGAAAAGAGGAAGGAGGUUACACGGCGGAAAAAGGAGUUCAUCGAGUUAAAGAAUAGCAUGGUAGCUUGGGGUGCCCGCGAAAGAGAGGUCUCAGAAGAAUGGAAAUCGCGUUAG
Hymenoscyphus albidus is the source of this 1389-nucleotide messenger RNA. Lineage: Eukaryota; Fungi; Ascomycota; Leotiomycetes; Helotiales; Helotiaceae. The record is from the annotation of a GenBank genome assembly.